Phascolarctos cinereus (koala) is the source of this 1827-nucleotide messenger RNA. It is a transcript of the gene PDGFA, whose product is annotated as platelet derived growth factor subunit A. Gene Ontology annotation, molecular function: growth factor activity; platelet-derived growth factor receptor binding. NCBI's taxonomy places the organism in Eukaryota, Metazoa, Chordata, Mammalia, Diprotodontia, Phascolarctidae. Gene Ontology annotation, cellular component: membrane. The record is from RefSeq and is a predicted model, not a curated record. Gene Ontology annotation, biological process: positive regulation of cell migration; positive regulation of phosphatidylinositol 3-kinase/protein kinase B signal transduction; positive regulation of cell population proliferation.
CACACACUCGCCUAGGCGCGGAGCAAACACAACCUCCGGAGACCUCUCCAGGAGUUAACCACCACCCUCCCUUUUUGGAAAAAAAAUUUUUUUUUCCUGUCUGAUCCAGUCUAGCCCCGGGGAUUUAAAACCUUUUUCUCUUUUUGGCCAACGGGGAGGAGGAGAAGGAGGAGGACUUAAAACGGGCAGCGAAGGCUGCCAUCUGGCGCUGCCCUUUUUCCCUCGGCGCUGUCUGUAUUUCCCCACCUCAGGCUGAAAGGGGAGGGAGGCGAGAGGAGGAGGACCAAGAGAAGGAGGAGGAGAAGUGAGGGGGACGUUGUGGGGCGGUAGUGGUGUGGGAAAACGGGCAUUCAGCGAGCAGGUCCCAGGCAGAGGCCGGCCCCGGCUGUUGGCAGACCGGCUGGGGGAGAGCCCGGAGCGUUUCGGAAUACAGCCCAGCCCCAGCUCAGAACUGCGGUGUUUCGGGCGGGGAGGGGAAGUGUUUAGGGGGCUUUUCAUCGUCUCUGCAAGUCGGAGGCGGGGAGUGUAUAGUGGAGGGAGGAAGAAGGAAGGAGCUGGUGAGUCCCGGCUCAAGCAGACAGGUGAUGGGCGUUUCAGCCGCGGCGGCGGCGGUGGUGCUCCGGUUCCAUGCCUUGGGUUUCACUCGGGUCUGAUCUAAGCAAAUAUGCAGAAGUACCGGCUGGUCUGCUCUUAAAGCCAAAAAAGCAGAGCUAGGGAGAGAGGGAGUGAGAGAGACGGCUGCAGCCCCAGAUCCGGGAGCUACAAAAAAUAUAUAUAAUAAUAAACCCAACCCCCUUUCCUCCUCCCCUCCACCAGUUCCCCACCUCCCCCCCCCAGCGGCCGAGGAGGAUCCCGGAGCGGCGCACACACACUCGCUCACACACACACACGCGCGCACACACACAUACACACACACACGCGCGCACACACACCAGUGUCUUUCUCCCUGAGGGAUGGUACUGAAUUUCGCCGCCACUGGAGCCCGGCUGAAGCUCCUACACCGCAGCUCUGCGUUCCCACCGAGUCUAAAGUGCACCCGGACGCGAUGAGGACCUGGGUUUGUGUUUUGCUCCUAGGGUUUGGAUACCUGUCCUAUGCCUUUCCCGAGGAAGCCGAAAUCCCCCGGGAGGUGAUCGAGAGACUGGCUCACAGUGAGAUUAACAGCAUCCGCGACCUGCAGCGCCUCCUGGAGAUAGAUUCCGUAGGAUACGAGGAUGUUUCAGAAACAAAGCUGAAAGCUCAUAUGGUCCAUGCUCCCAAACAUGUGCAGGAAAAGCAUCCUGUACCCAUUAGAAGAAAAAGAAGUAUUGAGGAAGCUGUUCCUGCUGUUUGUAAAACAAGAACGGUUAUUUAUGAGAUACCACGGAGUCAGAUUGAUCCCACAUCGGCCAACUUCCUGAUCUGGCCUCCGUGUGUGGAGGUCAGACGAUGCACAGGCUGCUGUAACACCAGCAGUGUCAAAUGCCAGCCUUCACGGAUCCACCACAGAAGUGUCAAGGUGGCAAAAGUGGAAUAUGUUAGGAAAAAACCAAAAUUAAAAGAAGUUCUAGUGAGGUUAGAAGAGCAUUUGGAGUGCACCUGUAUGUCGUCAAAUUCUAAUUCAGAUUAUCGAGAAGAAGAAACUGGAAGGCCUAGGGAAACAGGUAAAAAACGGAAAAGAAAAAAGUUAAAACCAACCUAAGGCCCACUGGAGCUAUUUGGUAAUCAGAUGUGAGGUGAAAAUAAGCUAGAAAACCUUCUCUGGGACACGGAUGUACAUGGUUUGUUACAUUCCUGAACCUUCUAUGUAUGGUGCUUCAUUGACAGUAUACUCUACUUGUUCUCCUC